GCUACUUGUUUCUAGACAACAUUCCUCUUGUUAUUGCCAUUGAGCUUCAUAGACUUUGCCUAGGUACUCUUCAAUAUCUGUGUAUUCGGUAACGAGUAUCCUUCUUCACGUGCCUCCUCGCCUCCGUCGAAUUCGUUCACCAUCUAUCAGCGAUCGAAAAUGGCUUCCGAGAUCAACAAUGUGGAAAAUUCCGCAGCGGCAAGACUCCUCCAAAAGCAUGCUGAGAAUCCUCUCCAUGUCACCGUCGAGGAUGUGCCUGACGAAGAGUUGAAAUCGUCUCCCACCGCCGAUACCCCCGAGAAGUCUUCGUGGGCGCAGACCCCUUCCGCUAAAGCUGCUGGAAAGCAGCCCGCCCAAGACUCGGGUCGCCUCGAUACCCAAUCGCAUGAAGCCUUCCCAGAGCUUGGUGUCCCCAAAACAACAGCUGCUUCUAAGUCUAAUAUAUCUCCCAUCUGGGGUGGCGCGAGGGCGAAUGGCAAGGCUAAUGGAUCCUCAUGGUCAGCUAAUGGUACUCCUCGCACCUCUACCCCGGCUUCAGGGGUCUCUACUCCCACUGGAGUACCACCACCUGUAUCGAUACCUGGUCGUAAUGUCGAGACACUCCUUUUGGAGUCUCGGUAUGUUUUGCCUCGCAAUCAGCUCAAGCGCCCAAUUCAGGAUAUCGUGAAGGAUAUUAAUCGCAAGUCUCGUGCUGUUAUCAGCCUGGCUCCAGCGCCCAGCGGUCAUCUCAAGUUUGAAGCCACUGGGCCUCAGGACAAGGCCCAGCAGGCUCUUCGAGAGUUGGUCCAACAGAUCGGGAUUAAGACCUCUGUAACAGUCCCGAUCCCAUUAUCCGCCAGGGCACAUAUCAUUGGCAAGCAGGGAUCUACGAUUAAGUCUAUCCAGGAGAAGUCUGGCGCCAAAAUUCAGUUGCCAAAGCCCGACGAAAGCGCAGCUAACUUGGAAGACGACGAGGAUGCCACGAUUGAUGUCUUUGUCGAGGGUAAUGCCCUCUCGGCAGCCCUAGCUCGCGACGCUAUCAACAAGAUAGUUGGGGAACGAUCUGCGAAUGUUAGUACGAAACUGAAAUCUAUCCCGGCCGAGUUCUAUCCGUUCAUUGCUGGUCCGAAUAAUAAGCUCACCUCGGCACUGGAAUCCGAGCACGGAAUCCAAAUCCGGGUGCCACCUCAUCAGCCAUGGUCCUCCUCGGUUCCACAAGUACCAGUGGCAGGACAGAGACCGACAUUCGCGGCACCUACUAAUGACAACUAUAUUCAACUUGCUGGUGACCGUGCUGCGGUUCAGGCCGCGCGAGCUGCGAUCGAACGCCAGGUCCAGGAGCUUCAAAACCAAUUACUGCUCGAUCAGGUUGAGAUCCGCCAAGGCACUCAUCAGUUUAUUAUUGGCGAUCGGGGCAUUCCUACCGAGGACUUCUUUGCCGACACCAAUUGCGUUGUUGUUUUGCCCAACACGCCCGGCAUUGAUACCGUUACAGUUAUCGGCCGAGCUGAUGAUGUGAACGUUGGACUCGAAAAGGCUAUGGAUCUCGCAACACAAGUGCACACCUCCGUUUUUGACGUUGCGAAACACCACAGCCAUGCUGUGGGAGGUGCUCCGAUCUAUUCGCGGGAUAUCUCACGUUACCUCCGCCAGAGGAAGGAGAUCGAACGCUUGGAGAAGCUCUACCAAAUCCACAUCAACACCCCUUAUUCAGAGGGUAUAGUCAGUCCGUGGGAGUUGUACGCCAGAGAGGGCAAAAAUGCUCUUAAGGCCCAAAAAGAAAUGAGCUCCAUCAUAAACAGCCACCCUCCCUCUCGAUUGGCAACGGUUCCGGUCGAUUCCUUCUUUCACUCGUUCCUCAGGAGUGAUAUUGGGCCUAGGGUUCAGAAUGACUUUGGUGUCAAUUUGAUCGUGCCGGACGGAUCGGAAGGUGACCUCCCGGUGCUUCUAGUCUAUGAGGGUGAAGCCGCUCCCGAAGAGACGUAUCAAGUUCCCCAGAAGGUUCCGACUGGUUCAGAUCUAGAACAAUUCCGGCGAAGAUUAUCCGAGGCUCGAAAACACAUCCUAGAACUCAUUAACAAACAGGAACAGAUCAUCACGGAGACUCUUGAAGUACCACUCAAAUUCCAGGAUAAGCUCCGAAGGUUCAUUAAGAAGGAGCAGGAUGUGACGACUCGCGCAGCCGGUGAUAUCCCUGUUAGAGUCAGCGUGAAAGGCACUACGGUCACAAUGCGAGGCCCCUCUUCCAACGUCGAGUCCCUCUCGAAAAAAGCGGCAGACUUUGUCGAGCAGGAGAAGAAAGACGAAAAGGAGCGCGAUAAUUCACUUAAAUUCGACUUCCCACAGAAGUUUGCCAACCAUCUUAUUGGGAAGGGUGGCAGCCAUAUCAACGAACUACGUGAGAAGUUUGACGUGGAUAUUCAGGUCCAGAAUGGAGAGGUCGAGCUGAAAGGUCCAAAAGCCAAGGCUGAGCGAGCAAGGUCCCAUAUCCAAUCCCUUGCUCGACAGUGGGCGGACGAAACAACUCACACCCUGAAGAUCGAACCUAAGUACCACCGAGAAUUGAUUGGAGCACAGGGUAGUCAGAUUCUUCGCCUACAAAAUCGCUACGCUGUCCAUAUCAACUUUCCGAAAUCCGCAAAGCCUGGAAAGGAUGAUGAUUCCGUUGCGGAUGCAGCCAGCGAAGCUGGAAAGCCUCGGCGACAGCAAGCCCCUGAUGAGGUCACGAUCAGAGGUCCGAAGAAAGGUGCAGACGAAGCCCGUGACGAGAUCUUCUCUCUCUACCAAUACCUGAAAGAAAAUUCAUUUAUUACCACCGUAACUGUGCAACAAAAACAACUUCCAUCGCUAAUUGGUUCUGGCGGUGCCGGUAUGGAUGAGCUUCGCCAGACUACAGGUGCUAAGAUUGAUAUCCCCAACGACCGCAACGAAGCUGAAGACGCGUUGGUGGAGAUUCAAAUCAAAGGUACUAAAGCGCAGGUUGCGGCCGCCAAGAAGAUUAUCGAAGAGAAGAAAGCAGUUUUCGAUGAGACCGUCACGAAGACACUAGAAAUUGAUAGGAAGUGGCAUAAGAAUUUGAUUGGUCCUGGUGGCUCUACACUUCGCGAUAUCGUCAUUAAAGCCGGAGGGCCAGAAGACAGGCGCCUCCAGGCUCGAACCAUUCAGUUCCCCAAGCAAGAUGCAGAUGGAAAUUCAAUCAGAAUCGAAGGGCGGCAGGACGUUGUCGACAAGAUCAUUGCUAGCAUUCAGAGCCUUGUAUCGGACCGCGAGAGCCAGGUCGCGGAGACUGUUGAGGUGCCCGUCGAGAAACAUCGGUCGCUUAUUGGGCGAGGUGGCGAGGCAAAACGCCAGCUCGAAUCUCAAUUCAAUGUCUCUAUCGACAUUCCGCGGCAAGGGAGCGGGUUAACUGGUGUGAAAGUAGUCGGCCAGCCUGCUGCUGUUGAAAAAGCGAAGGAACAUUUGUUAUCGACAAUUAAAGAGCAACAAGGCGAGACAAUCCAGGUCCCGCGGAAGUAUCACCACGCUAUCUCGGAGAAUGGUCAAUUCUUCAGAAGGCUUAGAAGCGAACAAAAGAUUACUGUAGAUCAUGCUGGCCACUCUGUACCACCGAAGCCCAAGCCCUCGUCUACGAGAACUAACACAGGUUCGCUGCCUUUGAUAACGGACGACGCUGAGUCCUCCUUAGAUGCGCAUAGUUGGUCUAUUGUUGAUAACGCCUCCUCUGAGGACGGUGACAUUCCGUGGGUACUAAGAGGCAACCCGGAAAAUAUCGAAAAGGCAAAGAAGGUUAUUACAGCGGCACUAGAGCAAGCCCAGAAAAACAAUACUACCGGCUACCUCGUUUUGCCAGACCCGUCAACAUAUCGACAUGUCAUUGGGCAGGGCGGCUCUAAGGUCAACUCGAUUCGAAAGCAGAGUGGAUGUAAAAUCAACGUUCCACGUGACCAAGCUAGAGAUGAAGCCAUUGAGAUCCUGGGCUCCAAAGAGGGAUGUGAGAAGGCUAAAGAGCUCAUCCUCCAGGCCGUACGUGAAGGGCAGGCUGGAAGGCGAGAUUAGAGGUCUCGGCAAGCCACCCUAGCGAGUUAUUGUGCUGCUGAUAUGUGGUAGUCCGAAUGAGGCUAUAAAAGGACCCUGUGGAUUUGACUGAAUUAUCUGUAGAACACUCAUAAAAUCGGGCAAACAGGCAUAAAUAAAAAUUGAUACGAUAUUUAAUUCUACCUAUCUUAUGAACCUAUACGAAAUGCCCUAGUUUCUGUAACCAUUUAAUUUUUAUAAAAAUGCAGCUUAAUGCUCACAAUCGCAACAAAAUUUAA
Messenger RNA from Hypoxylon trugodes, 4292 nucleotides. Its product is annotated as putative RNA binding effector protein Scp160. Gene Ontology annotation, cellular component: cytoplasm; nucleus. NCBI's taxonomy places the organism in Eukaryota, Fungi, Ascomycota, Sordariomycetes, Xylariales, Hypoxylaceae. The record is from RefSeq and is a predicted model, not a curated record. Gene Ontology annotation, molecular function: mRNA binding. Bases 160 to 4035 code for a protein of 1291 amino acids. Gene Ontology annotation, biological process: nuclear division. The transcript is spliced from 5 exons.